Nicotiana tabacum (common tobacco) is the source of this 2595-nucleotide messenger RNA. The record is from RefSeq and is a predicted model, not a curated record. NCBI's taxonomy places the organism in Eukaryota, Viridiplantae, Streptophyta, Magnoliopsida, Solanales, Solanaceae.
AUCGUAUGCACAAAGUUCCAACUCAAUAGUCUUAUUUCUCUCGCGUUCUGUGCUACUAUCUAUCUAUAAAUAUAGAUCCGAACCAUAAGCUCAGAAGAAACAGCUACUUAGUCACAACACAAAAGAAAGUUAAAAAAUGAAUAGCUCCGUCAAGCCUCUCUUCCACCUUCCCAAGGUUGAAGAAGAAGAUGAAACAUCAGGAAUGACCAUGGCUUUUCAUGACAAUAAGAGGCACGAAUCUUCCUCUGUAACUUUCAGGAAUGCGGCAGAGACAGUAGUGCCACCAAAGAAGGUGAAAAGCAAGCCCAGAUCUGAAGACAUUAACGACAACGCAGAGGCUUUCAUAAGGAAAUUCAGGCAACAGCUGCUUCUUCAAAGAGUUGAGUCCAUAGAAUGAGCAAAUGCUUAAUAGUGGGAACAUAGUUAUGAGGCUGAAAAUGGGUGGAAAUGCAAACAAACAGCUGCCACGGACACUAUAUUUGACCGGUCAGUCAUUGUCCCAACUAACUCCACCUAAUCAAAAUGAAAAUUCCAAAGACUUGUUCUUCGUCUUCUUCAGUCAAAAGACAAAAUUCAGAAUCAUGAACUACUAUUAGCUUGUGAGGGGUGGAAGGAUUAUAUUGAUGGCGAACAAAGAGAGGGCGUUGAAACUAAGAGCAGCGGCGGAAGCGGCAGUGAAAGCAAUAGGGUUAGGGUAUGAUAUAGUGGAUGACUUGAGGUUGAAGUAUUGCAAGGAGGAGUGUAGGUUGAUCGCCAUUGAGGAUGAUCAGGUGCGAGACAUAGCUAUUCCUGGGGGAAUUUUGGUUCAGAAUGUUCCCAAGUCCAUCCAUUGCGAUAAAGGCGACCGCAUCAGAUUUACUUCUGAUCUUCUCUCUUUCCAGCAGAUGUCCGAACAAUUUAACCAGGAAAUGUCUCUUUCUGGUAAAAUUCCAAGUGGCCACUUCAAUGCUGCUUUUGAAUAUACCACUUGUUGGCAAAAAGACGCCGCCUACACAAAAGCUCUUGCUUUUGACGGGGUCUUCAUCACCCUCUACAAUAUUGCAUUAGAGAAGGCUCAAGUUGCACUCAAUGAUCAUGUUAAACAAGCUGUUCCUUCAUCUUGGGAUCCAGCAGCGUUGGCAAGGUUUAUUGAGAAAUAUGGUACCCAUGUUGUUGUUGGUGUGAAGAUGGGGGGAAAGGAUGUUGUAUAUGUAAAGCAGCAACAUUCAUCAACACUUCAGCCUGCAGAUGUACGGAAAAUGUUGAAAGAAGUGGCAGACCAAGGAUUUAGUGAUGCAAAUGAACAAUCCAGCACUAUACUGCUUGCUAAUAGUGACCAAGGGCUGCCCUUUGUGGAUUCCACUACGUCAACUCUUCAUUUUCACAAAGAGGAUAUUACAUUCCUCUGGAAGAGGAGAGGUGGAAGCAGUAUCAGAAAUCUGCCACAUAAAAGGUGGUAUCAAACUGUUCCAAUUGAACCUGAUGUGAUUUCAAUGUCAUUCAUUCCAAUAUCAUCAUUAUUGAGCGGGAUUGAUGGAAGUGGUUUUUUGAGCCAUGCAAUUAACUUGUACAUACGUUAUAAACCACCAAUUGAAGAGCUUUAUCAGUUUUUGGAGUUUCAGCUUCCAAGGCAAUGGGGACCUGUGUUUGGUGAACUUCCUCUUGGUCCCGAGAGGAAGCAGCAAAGUGGUAAAACCCUGAAGUUCAGUUUAAUGGGCCCCAAGUUAUAUGUUAAUACAAAUCCGGUGGAUGUGGGUAAUAAGCCAGUCGUCGGCCUUCGAUUGUAUUUGGAAGGCAAAAGAAGCAAUUGCUUAGCAAUCCAUUUGCAUCACCUUUCUUCCUUGCCAAAAAGUCUUCAAUUUCAGAAUGAAUCAUAUGGAGAUGCCAGCAGCUCUUCUGACCGGAGGUAUUAUGAGAAAGUCCAAUGGAAGAGUUUUUCACAUGUAUGCACUGCCCCCGUAGAAUCCGAUGAUGAUUCCUCGAUCGUCACAGGGGCCCAAUUUGAAGUUGGAGAAUCUGGUAUGAGAAAUGUUCUUCUUUUACGCCUUAAGUUUUCCAAAGUAUUAGGUGCCACAGUCAUAAAGAGACCUGAGUGGGAUGGUUCCCCUGCUCAGACUGAAAAAUCAGGAAUCAUCUCAUCUAUAAUAAGUUCCCAUUUUUCCUCCGCUCAAAAGCCAUUGCCACGACCAUCUGAAAUUCACAUAAACUCUGCACUUUAUCCGGAUGGACCUCCAAUGCCAGCACAAACCCGUAGACUCUUAAAGUUCGUUGACACGACAGAGAUGAUGAGAGGACCCCAGGAUCAACCUGGCUACUGGAUGGUGUCCGGGGCUAGGCUUGUAGUCGACAAUGGUAAGAUUUCUCUUCGUGUUAAGUUUUCUUUAUUAGCUGUUGUCUUGCCAGAUGAAGAGGAGCCAUUGCAAGGCUAAUAUAUAAGGGUGUAGAAAGGGGGAAAAAAUUGGCUGGAGAUUACUUAGCGUAUUUGUUAUUUUGUUACUGCAAUGUGAAAUAGUAGGAAUUUGUUAGGCAUAAAUUUCUCAUGUAUGAAUGGCUAUCGAUAAUGUACAAUCUGUAAAAAUGAUGUUCUUGUGAUUGUAAUAUAAUUUUUUUUUUUUU